CAUUUUUCAAAUGUUUUAAUACAUCCAAAAGAGGUUUUUGUUCCAGAGAUUAACAUUUGCCACAGAUGGCCACCAGCAAUCAGCCGUUGUUGACUUCCGUCGAAAAAUGCCACAUCUCACCACCGCCCAACACCGUCGGCAAACGAUCACUCCCACUCACUUUCUUCGACCUCGUAUGGCUGCUUUUCCAUCCAGUUCACCAGCUUUUCUUUUACGAUUUCCCCCAUCCCAAAUCCCAUUUCAUCGAAACAGUUAUUCCAACACUCAAACACUCCUUGUCCAUAACUCUCCAACACUUCUUCCCAUUCGCAGGCAACUUGAUUGUGCUUCCGAAUUCAAAACCCGAAAUCCGCCACGUGGACGGAGACUCCCUCGCGCUUACUUUCGCAGAAUGCAACCUUGAUUUCAACCAUCUCAAACAAAAUCAUCCUCGGGAUUGUAACAAGUUCCACCCUCUGGUACCUCUACUCGAACCUCCAUUUAAAGCAUCCGAUCUUGUCAAAAUCCCAGUUUUUUCUGUUCAAGUUACAAUCUUCCCGAAUUCCGGCAUCACGAUCGGGCUCACAAACCAUCACUCGCUUUGUGAUGCAAGAACACGGUAUGAUUUCUUGAAUGCGUGGACUUCGGUUGCCAAACAUGGUACAGACGAGUUGUUUUUAAGUAGUAGAUCGGUUCCGUUUUACGAUCGGGUUAUUGAAUACCCUAAAUCUUUAGAUGACAUGCUGUUAAGUCUACCACCUAUUCAAACUCUUGAUGAAAGUUACAAAGUGCCUCAGCUUGAGCCUCAGAUGAACAAAGUUCGGUACACGUUUGUGUUGACCCAGUCGCAGAUUAAUAGGUUAAAGAAAUGGUUGUUGGCUCAACUGCCAACUUUAGAAUAUGUAUCUUCUUUUGCUGUGGGGUGCGGGUAUGUAUGGAGUUGUGUAGCAAAAUCGCGUGUUCUUGUUGAGGGGGCAAAGGGGGAGUAUGAGGUCGAACGGUUUGCGUGUGCUGCGGACUGGCGGGCUCGGUUGAACCCGCCACUUCCACAAACCUAUUUUGGUAACUGUACCGGGUUAUGUUUGGCGACAACAAAAACAUCGUUAAUAACAGGAAGUAAAGGGUUUCCGACCGCGGUUGAGUUGCUAGCAACGGCUAUAAGGGAAGGGGUUAACAGUAAACUAGGGGUGUUUAAAGACGCUGAGACAUGGGUGGACAAGGUCUUGUUAGAAGUUCCAACGAUGGGUGUGGCUGGAACACCAAAAAUCAAUGUGUACGAUGUCGAUUUCGGGUGGGGAAAGCCCGAGAAGUAUGAGACAAUCUCAUUAGAUUACAAUGACUCGAUAUCGGUUAACGCAAGCAAAGAAUCAUCGGAAGAUCUUGAAAUUGGUUUGUGUCUUCCGGCUGAACAAAUGGAUGCUUUUAUUAGCAUUUCUGGAAAUGAAAUAGAGAGCAUACUUUCUCAUGAAUUUCAAUGUAUCAAUCUGUAAUGGCUUGUAUCUCUUGUUUAUUUGCGUUUUGGUGACGAGAUUUUGUGCCAUGAUUUUUGUUUUUAAUAAAUUAUAAGUGUGACAUCUCAUAGGUUU
Molecule: messenger RNA, 1565 nt
Organism: Helianthus annuus (common sunflower)
Lineage: Eukaryota; Viridiplantae; Streptophyta; Magnoliopsida; Asterales; Asteraceae
Product: malonyl-coenzyme A:anthocyanin 3-O-glucoside-6''-O-malonyltransferase
Exons: 1
Coding region: 66-1469 (467 amino acids)
Source: RefSeq, a predicted model, not a curated record